AUGCAGGGUCAAGAAGCCAACUUGAUCUUCCAAUAUCCUUGUGAUAGUUCAAAAGUAACAUUACAACAAUCUAACAGACUGCCAUUUUAUAAAUCAACAGAAGGGUCAUCACUGUCUUUGCCUGCAAAUCAGGCUCAUAGAUUUGAGGUUAAUAAUAUGAUUAUCAAUGGGAGCUGCUAUCUGUAUCUUACGAUAAAGGAUCUAAUGAGAGAUGAUCAAGGAACAUUCAUUUUGUUUGUUUACAAGGAUAGGGAUAUACUAGGUGAUAAUACACAUAGAAUUUACCUGAAGGUAAACUGUCCCCCUGAGAAAGCACGUUGUGUUCUGGGGGAAGAUUAUGGUAGAGGAUGGGUAGAGGUAGACUGCACAGCCAAUGCUGGAAGUCUACCAGGGAAGAUUGAAUGCUAUCAAAAUGGUUUAUGGAUGCCUCACUUAACAGACCCUGUUCUGACAGGCCCUUUAUUGAAACAGACUAUUCUCAUCAGGAAAUCACAGCCAGCGUUUUGUUGCUCUUCUGCUUUGAAUGCAAAUAAAUCAAGCUGUGAAUGUGAUGAUACUUUGUUGUAUCAAGAUGUAUAUCAGAGGAAAGACCCUUGUCCUACCAUACCAAUCACAACACAAAAAUCAACAGAUCAUACAGACACGGUAACGUUUAUAACCACUAUGACCUCUACAGACUACCACUUAUCAACAUCCGCUUAUGCAAUAAAAAUGUCAAGAAAUGAACGAAAAACAAUAGGCCUAAUCAUAGUUUGUGCCAUUACAAUAGUUUUGGUCAUAUCAUUAAUAUUUGUAAUUAUCCGUUGUGCCUACAUAGAACAAAAGCUCAAGAAUAGGAAUGUUGCAUCAGAACAUCCAUUAAAAAAUGUUGAUAGUGAUGCUGAAGAAUAUAUUGAACUGAAUCCAAAACAGGAUAUGCCCCGUUGCAGCAAGGACCUCAAGAAAUUUGCAGACAUCCAUGAUAAACUGAAAACAUUUGAUAAAUUAAAAAAAAAUGAAUAUAUUGUCAGGACACUAUGA
Molecule: messenger RNA, 1020 nt
Organism: Lytechinus pictus (painted urchin)
Lineage: Eukaryota; Metazoa; Echinodermata; Echinoidea; Temnopleuroida; Toxopneustidae
Exons: 1
Coding region: 1-1020 (339 amino acids)
Source: RefSeq, a predicted model, not a curated record